AAGGAACCCCACAUCUAUACCGCGACAAUGGCUUCUGGAUAUGGACUUGCUGGCGGCCCCUCGCGCUGCUUCCCCUUCUGGCAAGAAGUCCUCGCCUGCUACGUGACCAACACAAACGCCGAGGACGACAGCGGCAAGGCGAAAUGUGUGCCCGUCCUUGAGGACUACUACGAGUGCCUGCACCACAAGAAGGAGGCUGCCCGCACCCUUGCCCUCCAAGCCGCCUACCGCAAAGCCGAAGCAAACAUAAAGCGCGACGACGCGCCCUCAGCCGGUGAGAUACGGAGAUUGGGCGUGCUCGAUGCGCCUCUGGAAGAGAAGAACCUCAAGCCGUCUAAGUGGUUCCCGCACAAGGAGAUCAACUAGACUGUUCCGCCAGAAGACUGGGAGAGGAGCGAGGAGCAGACACCACCGUGUAUAUCAACUGAACAUGAUAAGCUGGACGGUUUGAGAGAUCCAAAUGCAAUGAAUUUCAAUUAUACUUUUCCUGUCCUCAUCCGUAACCGUACAAUGCGGCGUCAUAGCAGCA
Molecule: messenger RNA, 529 nt
Organism: Didymella exigua CBS 183.55
Lineage: Eukaryota; Fungi; Ascomycota; Dothideomycetes; Pleosporales; Didymellaceae
Product: NADH:ubiquinone oxidoreductase 11.5kD subunit
Exons: 3
Coding region: 28-366 (112 amino acids)
Biological process (GO): mitochondrial respiratory chain complex I assembly
Source: RefSeq, a predicted model, not a curated record